UAUAUUGUUUGCUGCUUACAUCUGUAAUAUUUAAUAAAAUACUGCAAAAAAACAUAAAAAUGGGUGAUGAAGUGGUGGAAAACGAUCCUGCCAAAAAAAGAGUGCGGAAGAAGCGCAAGAAUUUCAUUUCUAACGCGAAGAAAUAUGCGAAAAAAGGGCAAAUGGGCCGCGGUACGAAGAUACCCGAGGAAUUGUACCAGUAUUUCGUUGGUAUACUUGAUGCUAUCAAAGCAGGCAUCCACGAUGAGGAAGAAAGACAGGCCCUGGUUAAUAAUGUUUUGGAAAGGACCAGAGGUGAGGAGUUUAAUGUGAUCGGAAACCAGCUUGGGUGCAGAGUCAUAGAACUGCUCCUCCCCUUCGCAUCACCAGAGGACCUGGAACAUUACAUGGACACCCUGUUACCUGAACUACGUAGAUUGUCUCCAGACAACUUUACAAGUCACAUCGUAGAGACAUCACUUAAAGUCGCUUGCGAUAGAGCUACGGAACAUUUACAGAAUCAAGAAAGUGAAAAUACAGAGAUGGAAGAGGAAGUUCCUAAGAAAAAGAGGAAAAAAGCAUCAAAAGAAGGAAAGUACAGUGAGGGGCAUAUAAAAAAAUGUCACGAAUACUCUUUAAAUGUAAGCAGAUUUGUGCUGAAUAAUUUAGAAGACUUUGCGUGGGACCCAUAUGCAAAUCACAUCUUACGUAGUGUCUUAAAAAGCCUGAGUGGUAUCACACUUUUGCCUGGUGAAAAACCAAAAGUAAACCUUCUUAAAGAGACUGAAAAACCUAAAGGAAUACCCCCACAUCUAACUAAAAUGGACUAUAAGACCGUACCAGACGAGUUCAAAGAGAUGGUUGUAGAGUUCGCAAAACGCAUGUCUUCGUGGCCACAGUUCAAGGAAAUGCCUUUCAAGAAUCUGACAUCGGGAAUGUUACAGGUGCUUCUAUAUGCGGUAAAAAAUUGUGAUAAAAAUUUAACCAGAGAUUUAAUUAAGCAGCUUUUGAAUGAGAGUCUUGCCCCUGAUGACUGGGUGAACAAUGUUGAUGAUGAAAAGAAAGAUGUAAAAGGUAAUGAAGGUGAUGAUGAUGAAACUGUUGGUGAUGGUGAUGAAAAGAAGAAAGAAGUAAAUACGACUAAUCUGCCACCUGUUUUUAAGCAAGAAUCUGCUGUUAGGUUGCUAGAAGCAGCACUGUUUGUAGCUAAGAAGAAGAUGUACACUCAGAUCUACGCCCGCUGCUUCAUCAACCGGCUGGGGCAGCUGGCCACGAUGCCCAUGCUCAAUUUCACCGUGCAGCGGCUUAUUGACAACUGUCAGAUUAAGGAGGAGUUUGAGCCGAUGUUUGACGAGUUAGCUGACAAGUUCCCCGCGCUGCUGUCGUGCGGCAACACGGGCGUGCUGCUCGCGCUUGGAAAAGCGUGUCUACGCGUGCAGGCGCGGCAGGCGCAGCUCGUGCAGAAACUAGAAUCAGCGUUCAACUGCACUGACCCGUCCCAACAGAAGUACUUCUCAGUAUGCUGCUUACGCCUGCUGCCGUUGAACAGGAUCGACGUGUCUAAGCUCGUGUCAGACUAUUUCAUACACAUACAUGGAUCUGUUAUACUGCAGACUAUAUUGGAUUUCCAGCGUCCAGCGAAAGCUGUGAACAGUCUCCUGGAGCUGGCUCCUGAGGAGCUGGUCGUGAUAUUCAGCGAUGCCAAGGGGUGCCACGUGGCCGACGCGCUCUGCCGCGGGCAGUGUGUUGGCGUGAAGGCCCGAGACAAACUUGUGUGGAGGCUUAAGGGCUACUACCAAAAACUGGCUCUCUCUCAAUACGGGUCGCGCGCGUUUGAACAGAUCUUCGAAACGUGUUCACCAGAACAAAGAGUCAAGAUAAUGACAGAAAUAUCAGAUAAAAGUAACCUUCUAAACAGCACACAAUAUGGUAGAGUGAUCGCUACUAAACUAGAUGUCGCCACUUUCAAACAGUCGCAGAAACAAUGGGAGGAGACAUGGAAGAAUAAAAAGAAUAAAGAAUAAAAACUUAUAUUA
Pectinophora gossypiella (pink bollworm) is the source of this 2015-nucleotide messenger RNA. RefSeq names its product nucleolar protein 9. Gene Ontology annotation, cellular component: preribosome, small subunit precursor; 90S preribosome; nucleolus. The coding region runs from base 60 to 2003 and encodes 647 amino acids. Gene Ontology annotation, biological process: ribosomal small subunit export from nucleus; endonucleolytic cleavage to generate mature 5'-end of SSU-rRNA from (SSU-rRNA, 5.8S rRNA, LSU-rRNA); endonucleolytic cleavage in 5'-ETS of tricistronic rRNA transcript (SSU-rRNA, 5.8S rRNA, LSU-rRNA). The record is from RefSeq and is a predicted model, not a curated record. NCBI's taxonomy places the organism in Eukaryota, Metazoa, Arthropoda, Insecta, Lepidoptera, Gelechiidae. Gene Ontology annotation, molecular function: RNA binding. The transcript has 7 exons.